Messenger RNA from Oncorhynchus nerka (sockeye salmon), 4259 nucleotides. RefSeq names its product cGMP-inhibited 3',5'-cyclic phosphodiesterase 3A-like. Lineage: Eukaryota; Metazoa; Chordata; Actinopteri; Salmoniformes; Salmonidae. Gene Ontology annotation, molecular function: calmodulin-activated 3',5'-cyclic-GMP phosphodiesterase activity. The transcript is spliced from 15 exons. Bases 506 to 4009 code for a protein of 1167 amino acids. Gene Ontology annotation, cellular component: cytosol. The record is from RefSeq and is a predicted model, not a curated record. Gene Ontology annotation, biological process: positive regulation of oocyte development; oocyte maturation.
GCCUAUGAAGAGCAGAAGAAACGUGAGGGAGAAAUAACACGGAGAGAGAAACAGACGGAGCGGCACAAAGGAGAGAGGAGAGUGUUGUGCGAGAGGGCGAUAUAGAGGGAGAUGAGAGGAGAUGCAGGCAGUGGCCUAGAUGUGCGAAUAGCCAAGAGUUGCUCUUUCUGGUUCACUGGAUGGAGGCUGCUCCCGCGCAGGGAGGACUAUAGAAAAUAUGGGGAUGUUUUACGCGGUUUGUUGAAGUCUACACAGUGAACCGUUACUUUUUUUCAGUACGUUUGUUCGUUCAUUCGUGUUCUGUAUUUUUAUGUAGCCUACAUUGUGUGUUUUGGGGAGAAAUGGGUCAAUAAUUUGGAAGCGCCCAUGCAGUAGCGCACAGUCCCACACACUGCCGCGCGUUAUGGCUCUCUCUGUCAAACAUGGUAUGAAAAUGCACUGAGCCUUUUACAUUUACACACGGCAAAUAUAUAGUUCACGCCGCUUCCUUCGCUCCCCCUAUGUGAUGGCGAUGGAAGUGGAAGCUGACAGCGGCAGAGGUAUAUCAAGGAGCGCUCAUGAGAAAUGCCCGCGGGCUGUGGAGCGCAACGGCUAUGUGAAAACAUGUGUCACCCCUCUGUAUCAGGACGCAGGCUGCCAGUCUUGGCUGAGACUCGCAGAAAUAUGGAGUUCCCGGAGACUGUCGUCCGCAGUGUGUGUGGGCUCUGUAUCGGUUAUUCUCGCUUUGCUGGUCAGAUUGGUUGACUGGGACGUGGAGCAGCAGAGUUGCGGUAGUAACAGCGAGAAUAACGGCGAGUCUGGAUCUCUAGUUCAUUUCGUGGCGAGCUGUGUGGUGGAACUGUUGUUGAACAUAUGGUACCUGGUGUCCCCUGUCUUCACUCUCGUAUGUGCCUUCUUUUGGGUUGGCUUGUACCUGAUCCGUUGCGGGGUGCUGAUCCGGACCGCCGUGUUUCUGUUGGCAGUGUGUCACUUGGGCGAAGCCGCGGCGCAGUCUCUCCUGCACGGUGCGGAGGACCAGUUGCUGUCGUUUACCGCCACCGUGGUGGUUCUGUCCUGUCUAGCCAGCGGGGCGCUGAUGGUGGUCAGGCUCGGACAGGGGGUUUCCGUCAUCGUCUUCAUCAGCAUCAUCAGGACUGUGUCUCUCAUCUCCCUCAACAAGGUCCGGGCCAGCUGGAGACCCUACCUGGCGUACCUGGUAGGAGUGCUGGGGGUCCUGCUAGCGAGGUAUGCUGACCGGCUCCUGACAGGCUCAGGGCCACUCGGGGCGGGUUGUUGCUACGUGACAGCGGGGAAGGAAGAUAAUAUCAUUCCCGUGUUUAAAAGGCGACGGAGGUCCAGUUCGGUGGUCUCUUCAGAGAUGGCGCACAGUCACAGCAACAGCAAGUCCCACCGAAGGACCUCGCUCCCAUGCAUUCCACGGGAACAGUCGUCGGGCACCAGUGUGUUGGUGGACAUAGCGGUGAUGGGGGAAGCCCAUGGAUUGAUCUCAGACCUGCUGGCGGACCCCUCUCUGCCCCCCAACACCUGCAGUUCCCUGCGGGCUGUCAGUAACCUGCUCAGUACCCAGAUCAGUUUGCAGCCGCUGCACCGGCCUCGAAUCAGCCCUCUGCAGGCACUCAGCGACACACACACCUGCUCCGACUCCGAAGACUGGCCAGAGAGAGAGAAACUGGCCAUCCCAAAGCGUCUGAGACGGAGCCUGCCUCCAGGCCUGCUGAGAAGGAUCUCCUCUACAUGGACCACCACCACCUCAGCUACAGGUCUUCCCACCAUAGAACCAGGACCUGUACGCAGAGACCGCUCUGCCAGCAUCAAACCCCUCCACGACAGUCCACCAUGCAGCAUGGGGAACAGUGAGUCGUGGAACAGCUCUGUAAUGCUCACCAUCUCGAAGAGUCGCUCCAUGUCUGCCUCCUACUCUGCUUCAGCCACCUCCAACCACCUCUACAACAGACGCAUGACCAGACCAGGUUACCCCUCUUCCAACAUAUCACCUCUGGCCUCUCCCUGCCACUCCCCUCCAGUCCAAGGGACCCCUGUCUCCAGCCCCACCACCAAGUCCUGCUCUGUGGACCUACCAGAGCCUGUGGACAGCAAGGGAGAGAGGCCUGUGGGCCCCCAGACCCCACACAGAGCCUUAACACACAGCAUCAGUGCACCUAGCUCCACCACACCACACUGGGGGCCACCAUCUUUCUGCAGCAGCUGUGGCAGACCGUACAGCAGGCUGAGCCAUGGGGAGGUGUCUAUGGACAAAGGGGACAGAAUACCUCACCCUGAUGACCCGGCAGUGGCAUCGUCAGACUAUGAGAGCACCUACGAGGCCAACCACAGUGACAGCAGUGACUUUGCACAGAACGAGGACGACGGGGAGGGGGCCAAGAAGCCCUCGGACACCCAGGACGGGUGUCGGUCGUACCAGCCUGAGGGCAUCGUCCUGCACCCCCUACUGCCACCUCCGGAGGACACACAGCCCAUCCUGGCCCCAGAGCCUCUGGUAAUGCCAGAGCUGGAUCCUUUGAUGACUCAACUCAACAACUGGAACUUCCCCAUCUUCAACCUGGUGGAGAAAACACACGGCCGCUCAGGAUGCAUCCUCAGCCAGGUUUCCUACCGCCUGUUUGAGGACACGGGACUAUUUGAGACGUUCAAGAUCCCUGUCAGGGAGUUCAUGAACUAUUUCCAUGCUCUGGAGAACGGAUACAGGGACAUCCCAUACCACAACAGGAUCCAUGCCACUGAUGUGCUCCAUGCCGUGUGGUACCUCACCACCCAGGCCGUGCCAGGCCUGCCCAACCUCCUCACAGACCACAGCUCAGACUCUGACUCGGACAGUGGGCUCCUCAACCCCAGCCAUCCCAGCCAUAUAGGCCAUACAGGGUUCCUGGUCUCUAAGAUGUCUGCGGUGAUGGAGGAGGGUUAUGGAUGUCUGUCUGGCCUCAUCCCAUCCCUGGAGCUCAUGGCUCUGUAUGUGGCUGCAGCCAUGCACGACUACGACCACCCUGGACGGACCAACGCCUUCCUCGUGGCGACUAGCGCUCCUCAGGCCGUGCUAUAUAACGACCGCUCAGUGUUAGAGAACCACCACGCUGCGUCGGCCUGGAACCUGUUCAUGUCCCGGCCAGAGUACAACUUCCUGGGCAACCUGGAGCAUGUGGAGUUCAAACGCUUCCGCUUCCUGGUCAUCGAGGCCAUCCUCGCCACCGACCUCAAGAAACACUUUGACUUCCUGGCAGAGUUCAACGCCAAGGUGGGUGAUGAUGGCUGCUCGGGCAUCGACUGGUCCAAUGAGAACGACCGGUUGCUGGUGUGUCAGAUGUGCAUCAAACUGGCGGACAUCAACGGCCCACUGAAACACAAGGACCUGCAUCUACAGUGGACCGAGGGCAUCGUCAAUGAGUUCUAUGAACAGGGCGAUGAGGAGUCGAGUCUGGGCCUUCCCAUCAGCCCCUUCAUGGACCGCUCUGCGCCACAGCUCGCCAAACUCCAGGAGUCCUUCAUCACGCACAUCGUGGGUCCGCUCUGUUCCUCCUACGACUCCGCCGCCCUCAUGCCGGGGAACUGGGUUGACCCUGCCGACGCACGGAGGAAGGAGGGCGAGGAAGAAGAGGAGGUGGGGGAACGAGAGACAGAGGAGGAAGAGGAGGAUACAGCAGAGGAGGAUGAGUCGACUAGCUCUGAGAGUUCCCAGAAGCACGUGGUGAAGCUUACGGAGAGCAGGAGGAGAGUGUUCUGUCCCAUCACUCAGCACCUUCUGGACAACCACGAAAUGUGGAAGAGAGUCAUUGCCUCCGAAACCCAGGACACGCCGGACAGAGAGGCGCCUAACUGCCUCAGCAACCCCGCCGAGCCAAUCACAGCCAUCCACGAGGAGGAGGAGGAGCCAGCCAGCAAGGAGGAGCCAAUAGAUGGCCAGGGAGAGGAGACGGAAGGGGAAGAGACGGGGCUUGCAGAGGAAGUGGUCGAGCAAUCAGAGACUGCGGAGAAAAAGGAGGAGGAGCUGGAGUGAGAGGAUUAUCUUUGACGCUUGAAGAUCAGGAAAUGGAACAUUUAUCCAAACUCAUACCCUCUCCCAACUAGACUUUCUGACUCAUGUCAGAAAUGAUACCCUAUUCCCCAUGUAGUGCACUAGCUGGCCAAAAAUAGUGCACUAUACAGGAAUUGGGCUGUUGUUUGAGACGCAGCCCCUGAUAUUUGGUUGCCAGCAAAUCACUUAGACACAACACUGUAGAAGUUUGGAGUAACAUGUGCCUAAAGAA